Molecule: messenger RNA, 2469 nt
Organism: Mytilus californianus (California mussel)
Lineage: Eukaryota; Metazoa; Mollusca; Bivalvia; Mytilida; Mytilidae
Exons: 10
Coding region: 172-1581 (469 amino acids)
Source: RefSeq, a predicted model, not a curated record
ACUAGAUGUCUCACUGAUGCGUGUGAUUUUUCUGUGAGGACAGCGAUUCAAUGAUUUCCUCCUAUCUUGAAAGUUGGAAUUAUACCUAAUGUCAAUGCUCCAGGAAUUAUCCCAGUAUCACCAGUUUAUAAAAGAUUUGGACGCUGGAAACAUCAUUUGCUGUCGCCAGACAUGAGAGAACGGAUUUUUCAACUAUGGAUUUUUUUACUGCUCUAUUUCAUGAUACCAUACAACAGAUGUGCUGAUCCAGUAACUGUUGAGUGUGGUAAUACAAGGAAUGAUACGAUCAACGUCACGUAUGUCGGAGAGGCCACAGCCGUAUAUUCCACUGCUAAUGAAGCAGGUUGUGCGGCGACAGAGACAUCGACUGCAGUGUGGGAAAUCGAAAGGGUUAACGAUAAACCAUGUGGAUUAGAGUGGGACCAACAGUUAGAAACUUACACAUUCAGUAUUCGAGUGCAGGACGAGGUUAUAUUAUCUAACAGCGACCCGGUUUAUACAGUUACUUGUGUCUAUGGAAAUUCAACACGUGAAGAGCUUUUGAUAACAGUGCAGGAUCCUAACUUUAAAUUGCUCGUAAAAGCAUCUACAGUUGAUAUAACAAAUUUAGAGUUGACUGUUCUUGACGAAAACAGUCAGAAUAUUUCAACGGUCGAGCAAGGAAAACAAAUUAAACUCUUUGUUGACGCUAACAAUGUUACUUCAGAUACUGUUGAUGUGACGUCAUGUUCCAUUGUUGACUCUAUAAACGAGGAUGAUCCCAAUUUUAAACUUAAAAUUCUGUAUCAAAGUUGUGGAACUGGUUAUCAGUUGGCAUCCAACCAAGGAUUUCGUGUAAUAAAACAGAAUACUUUUCAAACAGACUUAUUCACUUUGCAGAACACGUUCACUGGAGUUCGUUACGUUGUCUGUUAUUUAACUGUAUGCUUUUCAAACACCACAACAUGCAGUCAGGGCUGUGUAAUCCCGUAUCAACCACAAAGUGGUGCAGUACAGAGUAUAAUAGCUACAGCAAAAUUAGAAGUACAAGAGCCUCCUCCGGUCACCACCACAACCACCACUACAACUAAAGCGCCGACGGUAACUUGUAAUCCAUCAAAUAUCCUGCAGACAUCUGAUGAUUUUGCAGUACAAGUUCCUUACAUCGUUUCCUUAUCCGUUCUUCUGUUUAUAUUAAUUAUUUUUGCUGCACUCCUGGUAGCAGUUAGCAGACAUUAUAUUUUCAGACGUUGUGAGAAAAGACAAGCCGUUUCCCCUCCCCCGAUAUCAUUCAUUCCCGUGCCACAUUUAGAACCUAACUACCCACCAGAUGCUUAUCGUCACCAGUUUCAUCACAGAACAAAUCUACCACGAUAUAUAGGUUAUUCCGAUUAUUCGUCCGAUACUUCAAGCAGCACCCGAUCAAGCAGAUCUCUGAUACGUCGUAAGAGGAAAAACAAGCCAAAGUCGGCUUUGCGUUUUACCCAUGAAAUCGAUAAAUUGCCAGACGAAAGAUUUCGUUUUUACUGUGGCAGAGGCACGUCGUACUCUAGACGAGUAGAAAGUGACCCGACCAUGCUUACUAGAGUACCAAAAUAUUAAUGGUGUCCAUGAAAGAUAUUAAUAUUUCGGUAUAGACAUCGAAAGAUUUUGGGUUCAAGGUUAUUGUUUGCUUUUAAGAUGAAACAAAUUUGAAAUGAAAUGUACACAUAGCACAAGGUCCUUACAAGUAAAUGAUUAUGAAAUACAAAAUGUUAAGUCUUCUAGAUAUAGACGAUUAGUUAUCAGUUUUAUUGAUGUCUUUAUUUCUCACAAAUGUUUGCAUGGUAUAUUCAUUACUAUUUCCUCAUUCUAUGAAUUAACUUCCAUCACUAUUGAUUUUGAAAUAAAUUUAGGUUUUUCUGUUUAGUAUAAAUAGCUAAAUAAUAUGUAAUAAAUCGUGUAUAGGAAAGAACUCUAACCCUUUAUAAAAUGGUCAAUUGUAAAAAUCAAUAACUUAUUUUGGGCUACAAAAUACACGUUGUCAUUCAGUCAAACAUUUACAUUUGUUGUUAUACAUUUAUGUGAAUGUAAGUAAAUAUGAGAUAGGGAGCCAUAAUUAUAGCUUUAAAAGAAAUCUUUGGUUUCGUAGGCUUUUGUUUACAUGAACUAUUGCUUUCAGCAAUUUGACUAGGAACUCUGUUAGGUCCCUUUAUCUAAAUUCGUUUUUAUUUUUUUUUCACAUUUUUAUCUUAUAAGUAGUAAUAAACCAAUUGAACAAACAAACAUAUCAGCUAUGCAUUUGAGCAAAAAUUUAACUUAUAGCAUUAAACUAUAACCAUACAUUUAUGCAGGCUUAUCCAAACCAGGUGAGAUAUUACAGCAUUUUACAAUGGUUGAAUAUGUGCAGAUCGUUCGUGUAUGUUAAAUUGUUGUUUUUGUGUUGAGUACAUAAUGAAUAAAUGUGUUUAUUCCAUAUUAGUAUUAUUUUAGUAGGUUUCUCUAUAUGAA